Molecule: messenger RNA, 1396 nt
Organism: Camelina sativa (false flax)
Lineage: Eukaryota; Viridiplantae; Streptophyta; Magnoliopsida; Brassicales; Brassicaceae
Biological process (GO): maturation of SSU-rRNA from tricistronic rRNA transcript (SSU-rRNA, 5.8S rRNA, LSU-rRNA)
Cellular component (GO): nucleolus; preribosome, small subunit precursor
Source: RefSeq, a predicted model, not a curated record
CAACGCCGAACAAAGAACAACCCCUAAUUUUUGUCUGUUGUUCUCUCUGCUCUUCUACCCUUUCCUCCUUCUUCAACUCCUUCAAAAGCAUUUUGCUUAAAACCCUCCGGCCAUGGCGCAUGGAGGUUAUGCCAAGAGAAGGGUAUCGGAACCGAAACAGUCAGCAGGAAGCAGUCGAAGGUCGAAAGUAUUGCGUGUAGAGAAGAAACCUAAAAAUGUCUCAAUCAAGAAUCAGAUGCGUUCCGUUGAACGCUUUCUUCGUAAAGAUUUGCCUCCUGAAGUAAAAGAGUCUCUAGUAGAGAAGUUGGAAGAUUUGAAGAAGCAGCAAGACGCUCAUGCCCGUCUUGCUGUUGAACGUAAAGUAUUCCUCAGGAACAGAAAGAUUAAGUUCUUUGAGCGGAGGAAGAUCGAGAGGACCAUUAGACGUCUUGAGAAGCUACAACGUACUUCAUCUGCUCAUGUGGGAGACGCAGAUAUAGCUGAGCAACUUACUAAACUCAAAGAAGAUCUUGAAUAUGUUAGGUUCUUCCCCAAGAAUGAGAAGUAUGUAUCUCUUUUUACUGGCGGUGAGGAUUCAGAAGUAGUUGAGAAGAGAGGUAAACUGAGGAAGCAGAUCAAAGCCAAUAAAAUUGUUGCUGCUGCUAGUGGGAAAGAGUUAGAAGAGACGGGCAGUGAAGAUGAUGGUCUUCUGGACCUUAGUGAUGAUGAUUUCUUUGAUAAAGGGAGUUCAAGCGAUGAAGCAGAUGCAGAUGAUGAAUUGACUGAUAAAAGCGCAAAGGAGGCUGCUUCAAGUGCUUCUGGUAGAGCAACUUCUGGCAUGUCUAGUGAUGAACGUAAUCAGAAACAAAACUCUGCUAGGGCUUUAAUGCCACCACCACAAGCAAGGUUUGAAUCAAAUUCUAGGAGGAAUUCAUAUGUACAGAGGAAUGAGAUGCCAUCAUCCUCGAGAAACACUUCGAACAGAAGAAGUGAGUCCUCAUAUAAUACUGAUAGGGCUGCUGCGGCAAGUUCAUAUAGCAGUCAGAGUAGCAACUUGAGCUCAAAUUCUGAUGCUCAUAAACCCAAAAGGAAGAGACGGCCGAAGAAGAAGAAGCAUCAGUGAUCGGGUUCUCAGCUUCUGAAAACACACACUAAAAACUCUUAUCAGUUUGUCGCUUGCUGCAAUGGUCUCGCUGCUGGGAUCUUAUGCAUAUAGAUAUAUCUAUAUAUAUUUUGAUGUGGUCAUGGGAUUCGUUCAGAGAGAUGUGUUUGUUGCGUUUGGCGUUUGAGAUGAUAGAUACCCUUAAAAUUUCCAUUAAAAACUCCCUUUUGAAUAUUUUUUUUUUGGCCUUUACUUACAGUUGCAGAAUUGAGUCAAUUGACCAUAGAGGUCCAUAGAGAUAGAUCUUCUCUCGAA